Trichobilharzia szidati is the source of this 450-nucleotide messenger RNA. Lineage: Eukaryota; Metazoa; Platyhelminthes; Trematoda; Strigeidida; Schistosomatidae. The record is from the annotation of a GenBank genome assembly.
AUGUGUUUAACCACUACUGACGACGACGAAUCAACAUUUGACAACAGCAGAAGCUUUAACAAUCCACUCAAGAUUGCUGUUGGUCAAGAACAACAUCAGCAACAGCAAAAGUUACCAAUUAAUAAUGUCAGUAAUACUAGAAGUCAUAGUAAUCAUAGACGACUUCCUUCACUGUCUCAAUCGUCGAUUGAACCACGUAAACGUUUAAAAAAGUAUCAAAAAGCCAGUACAUUAACUUGUCAAGUUUACUUCGCUCCUUAUACUACCGCUACUAAUACUAGUAGUGGUCGUAUUAAUAAUUCCACAGAGAAAUAUGUUAUCCCUAGACCGGUAUUACCUCGACGUCAUUCAAUGGCAUCGUAUAAUAAUAAUAUUAAUCAUAAUAAUAAUAAUAGUAAUAAUAAUAAUAAUUUUAUUCUUUCUGAUUGUUUUACGCAUUUACCUCAUUGA